AGGCUGUUUUCCUCCAUGGCCAGGCUGUCCUUCGUGGCCACCCCCGUCCUUUGUGGGCUGGCCACCAUCCUUCAUGGCGAGGCCACCUUUCAUAGCCAGCCCAACCUUUGUGACCAGGCUGUUGUCCUUCAUGGACAGGUUGUCCUUCACGGCCAGGCCACCUUUCAAAGCCAGCCAGUCCUCCAUGGCCAGCCCGCCCUCAGUGUGGGGGCGCAGGCCAGGCAGGCCGCGCGGAGCGGCGCGGUGCUGAGGCGGCGGGCAGGCCGUGCGGAGCGGCGCGGUGCUGAGGCGGCGGGCAGGCCGUGCGGUGCAGGGCGGCGUGGAGCAGUGCUGAGGCGGCGGGCAGGCGGUGCGGGGAGGCGCGGAGGCGGCGGGCAGGCGGUGCGGGGAGGCGCGGAGCGGAGGCGGCGGACAGGCCGCGCCCGCCGCCUGAAGAUGGCUGCUGCUUCUUCCUCCUGCAAUGUGGAAGAAGACGAGAGCCUGAAGGGAUGUGAACUCUAUGUUCAGAAGCACAACAUCCAACAGAUAUUAAAAGAAUGCAUUGUAAACCUUUGCAUAGCAAAGCCUGACCGGCCCAUGAAGUUCCUCAGAGAACACUUUGAAAAAUUAGAAAAGGAAGAAUGCAAACAAAUACUGGCUCGGCAGAAAUCCAGUUCCCAGUCUGACUCUCAUGACGAUGAGAUUUCCCCUCCUCCUCCCAACCCCGUGGUAAAAGCCCGACGCAGAAGAGGGGGUGUCAGCGCAGAAGUGUACACUGAGGAAGAUGCUGUUUCUUACGUCAGAAAGGUUAUUCCAAAGGACUAUAAAACUAUGACUGCUCUGGCAAAAGCCAUCUCCAAGAACGUGCUCUUUGCUCAUCUUGAUGACAAUGAACGAAGUGACAUAUUCGAUGCCAUGUUCCCCGUCACACACAUCGCUGGAGAAACAGUCAUACAACAGGGUGAUGAAGGAGACAACUUCUAUGUGAUAGACCAAGGCGAGGUGGAUGUUUAUGUCAACGGGGAGUGGGUCACCAGCAUCGGAGAAGGAGGCAGCUUCGGGGAACUGGCACUGAUCUAUGGAACACCCCGCGCCGCCACCGUCAAGGCCAAGACAGAUCUCAAGCUCUGGGGCAUCGACAGAGACAGCUACAGACGCAUUUUAAUGGGCAGCACGCUGAGGAAGCGGAAGAUGUAUGAAGAAUUCCUGAGCAAGGUCUCCAUUUUGGAGUCCCUGGACAAAUGGGAGCGGCUGACAGUGGCUGACGCGCUGGAACCUGUCCAGUUUGAAGAUGGAGAAAAAAUUGUUGUGCAGGGAGAGCCCGGUGAUGACUUCUUCAUUAUUACUGAGGGCACAGCGUCGGUUCUGCAGCGCAGGUCGGACAACGAGGAGUACGUCGAGGUUGGAAGACUUGGUCCAUCAGAUUAUUUUGGUGAGAUAGCCUUACUGCUCAACCGGCCCCGCGCCGCCACCGUGGUGGCACGCGGACCCCUGAAGUGCGUGAAGCUGGAUCGGCCCCGCUUCGAACGCGUGCUGGGCCCCUGUUCCGAAAUCCUCAAGAGAAACAUCCAGAGAUACAACAGCUUCAUUUCGCUCACCGUCUAAACGAUUCCUCCUGGAAAGCUGCCUUUGUGUGACCUUGUGCACUUAAAUUUGCUCUGUGCAGCUCCAUAGCUUUAUGAAGAAGAAAAAAGAUGUGCAUUUUAUGUGUAUUUUUUCUGUUUAUGUCACGUACGGGAUGUCAGUUCAAAUCUCAUGUAUCGUGUAAGUAGGAAGACAACUGUUCGGAUCAGACUAGCUUUGGGGAAGGUUAGGCUCUUGGCUGGCAGGCAAGAUUUUUACCUGUUGUUGGAUCAUAUAGCUUAAAACUGUGUUUUUAAACUAUUUAAAAUUCAUAUGAAUUUCUAUUUCCCUUAUUAUCUUUGAAGUUGGUCUUAGUCACCUUUGGUCAAGCUUCUCUGGUCAAGCGAUGUCCCUCUGCCCGGCGCUUUUAGAAGACUUUUCCCUGGUUGUGGACUGGGGGUUUCUGAGGCCCCACGGUGCAGUCGCACAGUUCAAGAGGGGAGGUUGGAGGAAGGUUUUGAUCAUUCCAGCGAGCCAGGGGAAAGUAGAGCUUUUGGGUCAUUUUGUUUGUGGCUUAGGUAGAGGGGCCAUGCUCCUCCGUUCAGGUCUGCUGUGCAGCGCCUGCUGAGGCAAAGAGCCCGCUCCGCUCUUCUGGGGAAAGGGACGAUGUCUUGUGAGAGUUCCGCUGGAGCCCGGAGGACCUCAGUUAUUUGUCCUCAGCUCUUUUUUUAGAUGAGGGUUUGCAUUAGGUCCCUUAAAGUCCAACGGGGACUUCUCUGCUGAGUUAAGUGGGCUUCGAAACGUAUUUAUCUGCAGCAGAGUGUCCUCAGCCACUUCUGAACAUUGUAUGAAACGCUGAAGAGACGAUGCCAGGUGCACACCGGGGGCAACAGCAGCGGUUUGUUUUUAGUAAGGUCCACUCAAUUAAAUUCAAAUGCCUUUCUUUUAGUAUCAGACUAAACGUUAGGCUUUUGUAGGAUUUUCUGAAAGCCAAUCCAUGCUUCAGACUGCCGCCUCUCCUCCAGCAGACGUGUACUGUGUCACAAAAAGCACCGGGAUCUUGCACGAAGCUCCCGGAGCCCCGGUCCCUCGGGGACGAGCCCCCUCGCGCAGGUGGGACUUUCCUGUCGGCCCCCGCCACCAGGGCCCGACGCUCCGGGAGCUGGUUUUUGCGGAGGCGGCUGCUGCUCCUCCAGGCGUCUCCCGUCACCUCAAGGCGCUUCAUUUAUUCCAGCCCAUUUUCAGUGGUCCUGUCAGCAUCCAUCCGUUGCUACUAUUUAUUAUGAUUAUGUUAACGCUUCUUGCACGUGUUAUUAAAUAUGACCAUUCACGUUUUUCAACCUUGCAUUUUUUAUCACGUACAUUUAUAUAGGCAGACCCCCGUUAUAUAUAUAUGGAUAAAUGUAUACGCGUUUGCAAAACUUCUGAUUCGCUUCACAGGGUUUGUAUUCUCUUGUGCAAUCUUUUUAAAAAAAUAAUUUUUAAAGGUUACCGGUCACUCAUGUAUGUUCUUUUACCUGUUGUAUUUCUGUUGUAUUGGUAAAAAAUUGUGAGUGUUUCACAUAAUGGGCAAGAUAUACAUUUCUUGUUAAACACCAAGUAGGAGCCACGCUGUUUAGCAGUUCCUCGAGCACACACACAACAGAGAUUCUUUGCUUUAAACCUUUGCAGCUCAUGGAAAAUGCGUUUGAAUUAUGGUUCUGUUAUAAGCAAUCUCAAGAGAAGUGUAACCAUUUAACACCAGGAUUCCUAUGCUUUAAGUGGAACAAAAUGAUAUUCAAUGACAUUUUAAAGAUAAUUGUAAUAUUUGCAGUGGAGGAUGGGACGGGAUUUCCGUAUGAAUAAAAUUCUUCUACAUUA
Molecule: messenger RNA, 3402 nt
Organism: Chroicocephalus ridibundus (black-headed gull)
Lineage: Eukaryota; Metazoa; Chordata; Aves; Charadriiformes; Laridae
Gene: PRKAR1B
Product: protein kinase cAMP-dependent type I regulatory subunit beta
Exons: 11
Coding region: 16-1584 (522 amino acids)
Biological process (GO): regulation of protein phosphorylation
Cellular component (GO): cAMP-dependent protein kinase complex
Molecular function (GO): cAMP-dependent protein kinase regulator activity
Source: RefSeq, a predicted model, not a curated record